UUCAGUCUCUGCCGAUCGGCUGUUGGGUGAACAUCGCAGCAGCCGCUAUCCGUCGGAAACAACCAAAUCUCCCCCCUUUCCCCCUUUUUCCCCCCUCGUUGUCUAAUUUUCAGAAAACAAGAAAAAAAAAAAAGUGAGUUUCCUGUUGGUGACCAUGCGCAGAUCACCGACAAAGGUUGUUGUUAACUUGAAGUGCCGUUAGUUUCAAAUGUUUUGUUUUGUAUCAAAAUAAUCAAAAAAAAAAGUCGAUGAAAAGAAAUGCCCAACAAGUCGAUUCAAAAUGGAGAAUGUUGCACACCGGCCGGCUGCCUGUCGCUCGUUGACGGUGGCCUAUUAGCAAGAGAAGUCGACGCUGAUUUGUCUGAAGACGGUGACGGUGAUGCGGUCAAGGUGCUGUGCAACAACGAGAAUUGCACGACCAGUGGCUUGAUGCAUCGUCAGUGCUUCGACCAAUGGGAAGCUUCGAUUUUGCAUUAUUUGCGUAGUUGCGGCCGCGCCCGCAGUUGGUCUGAGCGUCAAAGAUGUCAAAAUUUGUGGACCAAAAAAGGAUACGAUUUGGCUUUCAAGGCCUGCGGGUGCAUAUGUGGACGCGGUCAUUUGCGCAAAGAUUGCGAAUGGCAGCCGGCAAAGAAACCGUUGGCAACCGAAACGGCUGUUGUCGCCGAACAGGACACUACAACAACAACACAACAACAAAAGAAUAGGCAGCAACGCGGCCGUAAAACGUUGACAAAAUUGCCAGUUGUCGUUGGGUCGCAAGCUGUUCAAACUAAACCCAGUAGUAGUAGUAAUAGUAGCAAUGGUAGUAGCAAUAAUAAUAGUGCAGCCCAAUUGAUGAUGAACAAUCAAAUUCGUCAUCGGGCCAAUAGUCUUUCUUCCACCGGCUCGACGACAUCUUCGUCUGGCUCGAGUUCGCCACCUGAGACGGCCGCUGCGUCUUCAUCGGCAGCUGCUGGCAACGGUGCGCCCGUCUUUGUGCUCAGCAAUAAUAAGAAUAAACGAACGAGCACCAACGAACGUGAAAGGCGGGGAUCGGGAAAUAGUGGACUUUUUGUUCAUCGGGCCAACUUUAGUUCAUUCAAUGCGUUACCACGCCACAAGCUCAACUCUUAUCACAUUAAAAUGGAAGAUGAGGGCAGCUACGGCAACGAUGACAUUCGUUGUUUCAUUUUGUCGAAUUUAGCCACCGCUAAAAUGUCCAAGACAUUUUGCGUCGUCUGCCAGAACGCCAUGCAAAUCUACGACAGGUACCCGCUCAUUGACGGCACCUUCUUCCUGGCUCCGAAGCAGUACUCCAAGGCCUGCAUUCCCGUGACUUCGGAAGGACGUCAGCAAUAUUUAAGCGCUGUUUGCAUGUCGUGUCUGGAGGGUUGGACGUGCACGUUGCGAUGCCGGUCGUGCAGGACGCCGUGGAACGGCGGUUCGUUUAUUCUCGGCACAUUGUACUCUUACGACGUUUUUGCUGGCACCCCUUGUUGCCCAGAACGCCUCAGGUGUAAUCAAUGCAGCGGAUUAGUGGUGCAACCUGAGCAAAGAUACCAGAACUUUUCGCAGUACAGUCGCGAUUUAUCGUGUCCUCACUGCGCCAGUCACGACCACCAUUUUGUCAAGCCACUGCCUGGCGUGUUCCAGCUCUUUCGAUCUUCCGGUCGGGAACAACACGCCAUCACCACACCUCCCACUAUUUAACACUGAAAUUUACUAAUUCAAAAAACAAGAAAAAACGGAAUAGGCUUAAAAAAACAAACAUCGAGAGUUAGGAUACAAUUUAGGUUGAUAAUUUUACACCUAAACCCCCCCAUCCCCCCAUGAAAGGAAUCUUGCAGAAAACAUUUAAGAAAUCAGGAUUCAAAAAAAAAAAAAAAAAAAAAAAUUGAGGAAAAUUAUUUAGCUACAUAUUUUCUAGUGUCGGCAAAGAAAGUGCGACAAUGAAACGAGAAAAAUAUAUAGGCGACCAAUCACAUUUUUUGCUAUUAAAACUAAAAAUGAGGUAAUGAUGAACGUAGAGCUUCUUCGUGACGACAAAAAAAAACAAAAAAACUCAAAAUUUUUCUUCUUAUACAAUAAUUAUCAAAUAGCGAUCAAGUGUUUGUCCUUGGUGAGGAAUGAGAUGUUUCAAGUUCGUUUGAAUGUCGAGAGAAUUAGUGAGAAUUUGCUGUUUGCGUCGCAUGAGCAACAGCAGGUUGUGCGUGUUGUGAAGAAGGCCCCAUCCCGUUCCCGCUUUAUGAAAAAAAAAAGAAGACUGCGGGAAAAAGGGCGGGGUCUCUAGUUGAGCGUGACGCUACGGACCAAGUACAAACCUGUUUAUUUUUUCUUAGUAUUUUUCGUUUUGUCUAUUUCACGUGAAUUCUCUCAGCCAAAUCAACAGCUGAAUGAAAUUCCUCCUUUAUUUUAUUUCUUCUUUCCUAGCUAAAAACAUGCAAAAGUCCUUAGAAUAUAUUAAAAACAUACGACAUUUUUUGCUAGAAACAACUUAUUAUUAAUUUAGCCACAUCAACGGCUUGUUUUUGUCGUCAAUGUUUAUACUACCACUACUGGAAGAAAUCAUUUCUUGUGCAUGUAACUAUUUGUUUUGGUUUUUUUUUUUUUUUUUGCUCGGUGGAACAAUAAAAUUGAGAAUUUCUA
This is a messenger RNA of Daphnia magna, 2625 nucleotides long. RefSeq names its product headcase protein (gene heca). Lineage: Eukaryota; Metazoa; Arthropoda; Branchiopoda; Diplostraca; Daphniidae. The record is from RefSeq and is a predicted model, not a curated record.